GUGGGGGCCCAAGCCUGGGUUGCCAUGGAUACCGUGUCCCUGGAGCAUCAGAUCCAGAGCGUGCAACGCCACAUCAACUUCCUGAAAAAGGAACAGAUGGCCUUGCUUCGAGACCUGCACCUGGAGAUCCUGAGGCUGCAAAAACGCUGCUCAGAACUGACCCAUGACCUGGAGAUGAGAGAGGUCCAGUCUCACCAGCAAGAGGAAGUGUCCCGGGAGCUGGAGAUCAAGUGCCGAGAGCUAGAGUCGCAGCUGGAGGCGCGGGCGGCGGCUAACGCGGAGCUGCGGCGGGAGGUGGCGCAGCGGGAGGCGCUGGUGUCCGCUCUGCGCUGCAGCCUGCGCUCUGAGGAGCGCCGCUUUCUGGAGGAGCUGAGGCGCCGCAGCCAUCGCGCCACGGUGCUGGGCACCGAGCUGCAGAAGCACACAGAGGCGGCCGCCUACCUCUCCUGCCAGCUGCAUGCCGCGCGCCAGAGACUGCAGGCCCCGCGCUCCGGCGCCGCUGCCGCCGAACCCCGGCCCCGCCGGCGCGCACAACGGGCCCGCCGCCCUCCGGAGGCGGCCGCCAAGGGUCCGGGCCGGGACUGGGCGGCCUGGGAAGACACCGAUCCCAUGCCGGACCCUGCCCUCUUCCUCUACCCGCGGAGGCCCCCGCGGCCCAGCGCGCGUGGCCCGCGCCCUCUACCACGACAGGAGCUGCCCGACCAAGACACCCCACACCCUCUGCCACACCAGGAGCCCCGGGACCAAUGUGGCCCGCACCCGGGGCCCAAUGAGAGCCCAGCCUCCACGCCCAGCGCCCCAGGGGAUCCUGAGUAGGCGCUGGGCAGGCGGUGGGUGGCAUCGGGCAAAGCAGGCCUGGCCGGGCAAGAUCAGGGACGGGGCGGAGUCCAGCCGGCAGAUCCGCCCCAGCU
Molecule: messenger RNA, 911 nt
Organism: Acomys russatus (golden spiny mouse)
Lineage: Eukaryota; Metazoa; Chordata; Mammalia; Rodentia; Muridae
Gene: Ccdc92b
Product: coiled-coil domain containing 92B
Exons: 3
Coding region: 25-816 (263 amino acids)
Source: RefSeq, a predicted model, not a curated record